Carcharodon carcharias (great white shark) is the source of this 4135-nucleotide messenger RNA. It is a transcript of the gene mcm6, whose product is annotated as minichromosome maintenance complex component 6. The record is from RefSeq and is a predicted model, not a curated record. Gene Ontology annotation, cellular component: nucleus; MCM complex. Bases 737 to 2737 code for a protein of 666 amino acids. Gene Ontology annotation, biological process: mitotic DNA replication; double-strand break repair via break-induced replication; DNA replication initiation. Gene Ontology annotation, molecular function: ATP binding; single-stranded 3'-5' DNA helicase activity; single-stranded DNA binding. The transcript has 17 exons. Lineage: Eukaryota; Metazoa; Chordata; Chondrichthyes; Lamniformes; Lamnidae.
CCUCCCCGGAGAGGGUCUGCACUCAGGAGCCCGAGGCCCUCUCACACGCUCGGGCAAGCUUUCCUUCCAAACCUCGGACCGACCGCCCGGCCGCAGUGAGCUGCUGCCGGCGUAUGGUCGGCGUCUGGGCCGCAGUGCGUUUCACUCGUGGCCCUCCUGCUCCCGGUACCCGCUCAGCAACAUCACCGAGGACAGACCCGAAUGAUAACUGCGGAUUGCCUCCGCCUGCCCGCCAUCUGAAACCGGUUCACUUGCAAUGAGCCAGUCCCAACUUUUACUGACAUCAGAAUGAAAGUUUCAAAAGUUUAUUUUCUCUUGAAGCAACUUUAUAUAAACUUUGUGCCGGUGGCUGAGUCGCAGAGGCCCCGGCGAAUUAUUCCAGAACAGUGAUGGUGAAGUUAAAUAUUUACAUGAUGCUGAAGAGCUGAUCCGCCCUGAAAGGAACACACUUGCUGUAAGCUUUGUGGAUCUGGAGCAGUACAACCAGCAGCUGGCUACCAUUGUUCAAGAGGAAUAUUAUAGAGUUUACCCACAUCUUUGCCGUGCUGUUAGGAAUUUUGCCCGAGACCAUGGAAAUAUUCCGCCAAACAAAGAAUUUUAUGUAGCAAUCCAGGAUUUGCCAGCCAGACACAAAAUCCGAGAACUAACAGCAGCAAGGAUUGGAACCCUGCUACGCAUCAGUGGACAGGUUGUUCGGACGCACCCUGUUCACCCAGAAUUGGUCAGUGGAACGUUUAUGUGCCUCGAUUGUCAAACAAUGGUUAAGGAUGUAGAGCAGCAGUUCAAAUACACACAACCAAACAUUUGCCGAAAUCCAGUGUGUGCCAACAGGAGGCGAUUUAUGCUGGACACUAACAAGUCACGAUUUGUUGACUUUCAGAAGGUUCGUAUUCAGGAAACCCAAGCCGAGUUACCUCGUGGUAGCAUUCCCCGCAGUGUGGAAGUUAUCUUGCGUGCGGAAGCUGUGGAAUCAGCACAGGCUGGUGACAAAUGUGACUUCACGGGAAUGCUUAUCGUUGUUCCUGAUGUAUCUCAACUGACUACACCAGGUAUCCGUGCUGAAACUGGGUCGCGUGUCAGUGGUGCUGCUGGAUACGAAACAGAAGGAGUCAGAGGUCUUCGUGCUUUAGGUGUACGUGAUCUGUCCUACAAACUGGCCUUCCUGGCAUGUCAUGUGGCGCAGACUAAUCCACGGUUUGGUGGUAAAGAAAUAAGAGAAGAAGAACAGACAGCAGAAAGUAUUAAAAAUCAGAUGACCGCUCAGGAAUGGGAGAAGGUGUUUGAAAUGAGUCAGGAUAAGAACUUGUACCAUAAUCUUUGUACAAGUCUUUUCCCCACCAUUCAUGGUAAUGAUGAAGUAAAACGUGGAGUCUUACUGAUGCUUUUUGGAGGAGUUCCUAAAACUACCAUGGAGGGUACUUCUCUACGUGGUGAUAUUAAUGUUUGUAUUGUUGGAGAUCCAAGCACAGCUAAAAGCCAAUUCCUUAAGCAUGUAGAGGAGUUCAGUCCUCGGGCUGUGUACACAAGUGGCAAAGCCAGCACUGCUGCAGGUCUGACGGCUGCCGUUGUGAGGGAUGAAGAGUCGCAUGAAUUUGUCAUUGAAGCUGGAGCAUUGAUGCUUGCUGACAACGGUGUUUGCUGUAUUGACGAAUUUGAUAAAAUGGAAACAAGAGAUCAAGUCGCUAUUCAUGAAGCCAUGGAACAGCAAACCAUUUCCAUCACUAAAGCUGGAGUCAAAGCUACCUUGAAUGCCAGGACUUCUAUUUUAGCUGCAGCAAACCCAGUUGGUGGACGGUAUGAUCGUUCAAAAUCUCUCAAACAGAACGUAAAUCUCACAGCCCCAAUCAUGUCUCGAUUUGAUUUGUUCUUCAUUCUAGUUGAUGAAUGUAAUGAGGUAACAGAUUACGCCAUUGCAAGGCGUAUCGUGGACUUGCAUUCUCGAAUUCAAGAAUCCAUUGAGCGGAUCUACUCCUUGGAUGAUAUCAGGAGGUACCUGUUAUUUGCAAGGCAGUUCAAGCCAAAGAUAUCAAAGGAAUCUGAAGACUUCAUAGUGGAACAGUACAGACGACUUCGUCAGAGGGAUGGAUCUGGAGUAACCAAAUCGGCAUGGCGAAUCACAGUGCGUCAGCUGGAGAGUAUGAUUCGACUUUCUGAAUCCAUGGCUAGAAUGCAUUGUUGUGAUGAGGUACAACCUAAGCAUGUCAAGGAAGCUUUCCGGUUGCUGAACAAAUCAAUCAUUAGAGUGGAGACACCAGAUGUAAACUUUGACCAAGAUGAUGAAGGAGGAGAGGAAAUGGAGCAGGAGGUCCAUGAAGGGAUCAAUGGACAUUCUGAAAUUCCAAAUGGAAUUAAUGGUGUCAAUGGCCAUUCUGAAGACAGUAUCAAAGAAGUGCCAAAAUCCACAAUGAGACUGUCUUUUGUGGAGUAUCGCAAGAUUUCCAACCUUAUUGUCAUCCAUCUCCGGAAACUAGAAGAAGAAGAUGAAGAUGCUUCGCCAAAGAAGAGUGAACUCAUUAACUGGUAUUUGAAAGAAAUUGAAUCUGAAAUUGAAUCGGAAGAAGAACUGAUUAACAAAAAGAAAUUAAUUGAGAAAGUUAUUUACAGACUUAUUCAUUAUGACCACAUCUUGAUUGAACUGAAACAGACUGGUCUGAAAAGCCGAAAAGGAGAGGGUGAUGAAGUUUUGGAGCAGGAUCCCUACCUGGUGGUUAACCCCAAUUAUACUUUGGAAGAUUAAGUGCCAAAUGUUACACUGGAUCAUCGUGGAAUCUAUAGUUACUUCUAAGAAUAUCACUGAAACACUCAAAUCUCUCAAACUGUAGCCAUAAAACAAGAUUUGAUAUCACCUAAUUCUCUCAUCCAGUGCAGAAUUGCUUUGGGUUUUGGCUCUGAACAGAUAUUGAAAUGCUCAUCAAGGAUAAAACAAAUGGUGCCUAGCACAUUUGUUUAAAUCUGUUUAAUUUUGGGAGCUUUUAUGCUUAUUUUUGAAGUUCAGUGGCAUUUUGGAUUGAAUGGUGAAAGGAAAUUAUAGUAUGCACUUUAAAAUUGUAUUCACAACUUUUGCUGAUAAAAUAGUUUAAAAUGCAGACAUGUUUCCUUUCACAUUGCUUGUUGCAUUUUGCUGGUUACAAUUUACUGAUUUAAAAUGAAUUUAAAAAGGAAAGGUAUAAGAAUAUUAUUUUGGAUAGUAUGACUGGAUAACCUGCAUUUAUAUUAAAACUAGAUUACAACGAUUGCAUUAUGUUUUUUAAAAAGGCCACAACCUAGAUGAAGUUGAAUUUUGAUCCCAACGCAAGUUUUAAGAUUUUAUGAAAUCUUGUUUUGGUGGAAUUUGAAGGAGUGAGCAAAUUUAAUUUACCCAUGAGGCUAAUUUAAAGCUAGCUGUGCAUCUGAGGCAAUUGCUGUAAAUAUAUUUCAUGUAGAAAGGCUGCCCUGAAAUUGGAUGGCUUUAUUAAAUAUAAAGCAAAAUAUAUUUGCCCAGUGUUGUCAUCCUGCUAAUUUUGAGCUUCUAUCUAUACUUCAAUUUCCAUUUUAGCUGUCACUUUCUAUUGUUUAAUCCUAACACACAUACAUACACACACACACGUGUGAAAUUGCUGAACAGUGAAAUGGGGUAUUUAACCAGUUGUACUCUUGUAUAGGCCUUAACUAUUAUUGCAAGUGUGAGAAUAGUAGAGAGAAGAAUAUUGCCUAUAAAAUCUCUUUGUAAGAGAAGAGAGAAAUUGGACAUCAACAGUAAUGUAGGUUUAUACUGUGCAGAUCAGAGAAGAUGAUAAAUCUUGAAAUAUCUGACUUGAGGUCAAUUAGAUUAUACCAGACACAAACCUGGUACAAACUGUUGUUUGACUGAUAGAAUAAAUUAUUUUAUGGGGUGAUGACCUCUUGUCAGAUUUGAUGUAAUUGAGAUUGUGGAAAUCGUAUUACUUGACUUUCCCCAGAGAUCUGUUCCAGGACAGGUUUGAAAUUGAAAGUGUGUUGAAUGAAUAUCUUCACCUGUUCUUUGCAAUUUAUUGUAUAAAUGAAAUCCACCCUACAGGUUAAGGUACAAGUGUUGAAUUUAGCAUACACCCAUUAUACUUCAAAAUGUUACAUAUGAAAUCUAUGCCAUGCUUUUUUAAUAAAUCUUUGUUAAAGA